Messenger RNA from Durusdinium trenchii, 795 nucleotides. Lineage: Eukaryota; Dinophyceae; Suessiales; Symbiodiniaceae. The record is from the annotation of a GenBank genome assembly.
AUGGAAAGCCUACGCAAGGAGUUUGAGGCUCUACUCUCCCAGCCGACCCUGCAACAGCGUGGCCACCAGCUUUGGGAGAAGCUGGCUUUUGAAGGAACAACAAAUCCACUGGCUGUGGUGUUGGGAUGCUUCAUUAUGCGAACAGCGCAAAUGGGAGUACAGGUUGAUGAGAAGGUCUUGCGCAGCUUCUGGCCAGAAGAGUUGCAGCAUGAAGUUCUGCUGAAGUUCCAGCAGGAAGAAGCUGAAGCAGAGACCACAUUCUUGGAGCUGUUGCCUCGUUGCGCAGAAUCCAUGAUUGCAGCCAUCACAUCAGACAAGGCUAAUAAGGUUGAUGAUGUUGGCGAUGACAUCAUGCCACUCCAUGUUCCGGAUUGGUUGACGCAAUGGAUAGAGGCGAAGAUCAGCAAACCUUCGAAGAAGGAUGCGCCCCGGACGCUCCAUGUCUCAGAUUGUUCAGAUCCGGCUGUUGCUAACUUGCUUUCUGGAUCCUACAGGAGCAGUGAGCCACACCAUGGCAAAACGGUUUACAUCAAGCCGGCAUUGGAAGGAUCCCCAGAGGUCAGCCUCUACUUUUGGUCUGAUUCGUCAAACUGUUCGGGGUGGUGGUUUGGCCUUGCUGUCGGUGGGGACGACGUCAUCGCGUUUCAUCCAGACACGACUCGGAACGAACCUCCGGAGUCAGGAUGGCAUGUCCCGUUCAAUGGGCAGGUGGACCCAAAUUUCCAGGUGUCCUUUCGCAGCAAGCCGUCCAGCAGCGAUUGGAUAGGUGUCGACAUGUCUAAGGACGCCACGUGA